UAUCUAUAAAGCAAAGAUUGCCACAAACCCUACAUCACUCAAACACUAGUACUGUAACAUGACAAGCCAACCUGAAAAUGCCCUGCAACUACCUAUCAAUCAAGCACUAGACGACUCUCGAAACCAGGCACUGAGAGCCAAGUUGCUCCCUGCAUUAUGGGGCCUGUCGGGUGCCGCCCUUCGACAAUCAGAUCCCUAUAUAGAUUACUACAAUAGCCAUAUGAUAUUCAUCGAAGCCUACAAUCUCCACAUCCGAACCCAUCAAGACCUUCUUGAUUUGAUCAAUUCCAUCAGAUCAAAAUCCUCUGUUCCGCUCGAUGUCCUUCUCAAAGAAUUGAAUGCGGAGUUCCCGCAACUGGGUCCUGCGAUGCGAGCCGUCGAAAUCGCAGUCCGGAUCUGGUUGAUGAUUUCCACUGAGGGUUGGGAAACCACUCAGUCACUGGAGGACUUCCUCAAUCAUUGCUUUCCAACAUCCAAACAACUGCCGCAUGCAGAUCCUUUUCCACUGGCGUUCAACGCCCUGAAUCUCCAACGCAUCGGUGCGUUUCAGAUCGUCUGGACGGAAUGUUCACAGGAUCAUCUUUCUCUCACGAUUACCGAAACGCAAAAAGUGCUAAACCUAUUUCACCUAUCUGCCUUUCUGCAAAGUAACAAACAUGGACUAGAUGGCACCAUCUUCCCCCCCAACCUCCUCCAAGAAACAGCCCAAACCCUCUCCCUCCUCAUCCCCGCCUCCAACAUCGACUGCAUGAGAUGGGUCCGAAAAGCGCAGCGACAAGACGAAAUCGACCUUGAGGCUGGUCUGUUUCCUCCAACGUCGCGCGACAUCUCGAAUUAUCCGUACUGGGGACGUCAGUUGCAGAUCUUGCGCGAUGAGCAUGACCGAACUGAGCCGACGACGCUCAAACAGUGGAUUUUGGAUAGAAGACGGCCAAAUCAGCGGUAUACGUUUUUGAUUGCGGUUGUGGCGCUGGCUCUGGCGUUGUUUUUUGGACUGGUGCAGUCUGUUACCGGGGUGUUGCAGGUUGUUUAUAGUGCGAGAGAGUGAGUAUGCUAUCAUGCUUGCUAUUAUGCUUUUCUAUAGAUUAUGAUUAUGUAAAAUGGAGGAAAUGAUGGUGUUCUGUUUUCUUUUUCUUGUUCGACUACCUUUUUG
Messenger RNA from Aspergillus steynii IBT 23096, 1153 nucleotides. RefSeq lists its product as uncharacterized. Bases 59 to 1048 code for a protein of 329 amino acids. NCBI's taxonomy places the organism in Eukaryota, Fungi, Ascomycota, Eurotiomycetes, Eurotiales, Aspergillaceae. The transcript is spliced from 2 exons. The record is from RefSeq and is a predicted model, not a curated record.